CGCCGCCGCCGCGCCCGCCGAGCCGGAGGAGGCGGAGCUGGCGCUGUCCGGGCUCCGGAGCUGGGGAGGCAGCCGGGGAGGCGGCCCGGGCGGGGCGGCGAGGCAGGCUGGGCGCUCCCGGCGAGAGGAGUCCGCUCCAUGCGCGCGGGCCGAGCCCGGCCCCUCCGAGCCGGCGACAUGAAGAAAGACGUGCGGAUCCUGCUGGUGGGAGAACAGUUGGGAAGACGUCAUUGAUUAUGUCUCUGGUCAGUGAAGAAUUCCCAGAAGAGGUUCCUCCCCGAGCGGAAGAAAUCACCAUUCCAGCUGAUGUCACCCCUGAGAGAGUUCCAACUCACAUCGUCGAUUACUCUGAAGCAGAACAAAGUGAUGAGCAGCUUCAUCAAGAAAUAUCACAGGCAAAUGUCAUCUGCAUAGUUUAUGCUGUUAAUAACAAACAUUCGAUUGAUAAGGUAACAAGUCGAUGGAUUCCUCUCAUAAAUGAAAGGACAGACAAAGACAGCAGGCUGCCUUUGAUAUUGGUUGGGAACAAAUCUGAUCUGGUGGAAUAUAGUAGUAUGGAGACCAUCCUUCCCAUUAUGAACCAGUACACAGAGAUAGAAACCUGUGUGGAGUGCUCCGCAAAAAACCUGAAGAACAUAUCAGAGCUAUUUUAUUAUGCACAGAAAGCUGUGCUUCAUCCUACAGUGCCCCUGUACUGCCCGGAGGAGAAGGAGAUGAAGCCAGCUUGUAUAAAAGCCCUUACUCGUAUAUUUAAAAUAUCGGAUCAGGAUAAUGAUGGUACUCUCAAUGAUGCUGAACUCAACUUUUUCCAGAGAAUUUGUUUCAACACUCCAUUAGCUCCUCAAGGUCUGGAAGAUGUCAAGAAUGUAGUUCGAAAACAUAUAAGCGAUGGCGUGGCUGACAGCGGGUUGACACUGAAAGGUUUUCUUUUUUUACACACACUUUUUAUCCAGAGAGGGAGACAUGAAACCACGUGGACUGUGCUCCGACGAUUUGGUUAUGAUGAUGAUCUGGACUUGACACCUGAAUAUUUAUUCCCCUUGCUAAAAAUACCUCCUGAUUGCACUACUGAAUUAAAUCAUCAUGCAUAUUUGUUUCUCCAAAGUACCUUUGACAAGCAUGAUUUGGAUAGAGACUGUGCUCUGUCCCCUGAUGAGCUCAAAGAUUUAUUUAAAGUUUUCCCUUACAUACCUUGGGGGCCAGAUGUGAAUAAUACAGUUUGUACAAAUGAAAAAGGCUGGAUAACCUACCAGGGAUUCCUUUCCCAGUGGACGCUCACCACCUAUUUAGAUGUGCAGCGGUGCCUGGAGUAUUUGGGCUAUCUCGGUUACUCAAUAUUGACCGAGCAGGAGUCUCAAGCUUCAGCCAUUACAGUGACAAGAGAUAAAAAGAUAGACCUUCAGAAAAAACAAACCCAAAGAAAUGUGUUCAGAUGUAAUGUCAUUGGGAUGAAAGGCUGUGGCAAAAGUGGAGUUCUUCAGGCUCUUCUUGGAAGAAACUUAAUGAGGCAAAAGAAAAUUCGUGAUGAUCAUAAAUCCUACUAUGCAAUCAACACUGUUUAUGUGUAUGGACAGGAGAAAUAUUUGUUGUUGCAUGAUAUCUCAGAAUCGGAGUUUCUAACUGAGGCUGAGAUCAUUUGUGAUGUAGUGUGCCUGGUAUAUGAUGUCAGUAACCCCAAAUCCUUUGAAUACUGUGCCAGGAUCUUUAAGCAACACUUUAUGGACAGCAGAAUACCUUGUUUAAUCAUAGCUGCAAAGUCAGACCUGCAUGAAGUUAAACAAGAAUAUAGUAUUUCACCUACCGAUUUCUGCAGGAAACACAAAAUGCCUCCACCACAAGCCUUCACUUGCAAUACUGCUGAUGCACCCAAUAAAGACAUCUUUGUUAAACUGACAACGAUGGCCAUGUACCCAAACAGACUCUCCCGAGACAUGGGCAACACUGAUAGAAUAGAGCAUUUGAGAAAAAUCUGGGUCUUUCUAAAAACUGCUUUCCAUGCCCGGUUACGCUGUAUGUGCACCUGCAACAGGUGUACAUUUUGCAUCUGUCAGAACUUCCUCAACUCAGACUUGCUGCAAUCUGUAAAGAACAAAAUCUUCACUGCAGUUCUUAACAGGUUAAGAGCCCAGGUAGCCGAGUGGGGUGCCAUGCUGUUAGCAGACGCCGAGGGCAGUAUUACCCACCAGGUGCACGCCGUCAACUCCGUCGAAGAGUCCAUCUUCAUGGAGUCAUCUCGUGGUCCACUUUUUCUUGAAGCCAGGCACGUGACACAAGCUGACCUCAAGAGCUCCACGUUUUGGCUUCGAGCAAGUUUUGGUGCUACUGUUUUUGCAGUCUUGGGCUUUGCUAUGUACAAAGCUUUAUUGAAACAGCGAUGAUUAAAAAAAAAAUUACUGGCCCUACCAAAAAAUAAAGCAAAUAAUUUUGUGUACAUUCUGAAUGCUUUAAAUUCUGCUAGAAAUAUUGAGAUAUUUAUACAUGCAGAGUUACUUUAUUAAUAUUUGUAAUUCAUGCAUAAGAGUAUUUUAAUGAUAGUUAUAACUGCAGUAUUGGCUAGCAUAUGGAAAGAAAACAGCUUAACAGCCAAACUAAAAUGGCUAAAUUUCAGAGGCCAAAAGGGAAUAUUUUGUAAAUAAUGUACAUAUUCAAGCAAGAUACGGUCUCCCAGACUGAGUUCUAGAAAGGAUGUUUCCAGAUGUUUCUACAUGGCAUUGUCAGUGCUCAGUUGGCUCACUCUCCUAGGUUUAAGUCCGCUCGGAGAUUGUAUUUACUCAUGGAUUGCUUAUUUAUUUCACAUUUACGCUAAACGAUCCUUUGGGUUCUUUAAGUACAUGAGGCGCAAUUUGCCAUUUUCUCUCCAUUUUUAAAAAUAAAUGAGUCAGUGUCCACUUACCAACACAGUUUUCUUUUAGUCACUUAUGGUAGGCCAGCCACGAAGCCAGAAGCCAGGGAGCCGGGACCAGCGGGAGCCGGGCCAGGCUCUCCCUUCAGGAAGGAGCAAGCCCCGGCCCUUAGCAGUGGUGUCACCUAGGAGAUUAUGUUGCUUCCUUUAUCAGUAUGUUGACUUUUAUAACCCUUUCAAUCAAAUGAGGAAAAAAAACAAUUUGUAUAUUAUCAAUGUUUUUAGUUUAAAUAAACAGUCAUCAUUACGACUAUUAAAUUUCUUCCCAAAGUGUAAAAUCCUUCUAUAAUGGCUGUGUCUAUGAUAGCAUAUCACAGUAACUGCAUGUGUUAUGAAGUGUUCUCUCUGGCUAGGAUAACCUAGAAGCAGCACUUUUUUUAAUGGUAAAAUAAAUCUAACGAAUAUAAACUCAUGAUAAACCUAUUUUUUCCAUCAUUGACCUUUUCAAGUAUUUAAAUAAAUAAUUGCUGUGUACUGUGA
Messenger RNA from Sorex fumeus (smoky shrew), 3382 nucleotides. It is a transcript of the gene RHOT1, whose product is annotated as ras homolog family member T1. Gene Ontology annotation, cellular component: mitochondrial outer membrane. The transcript has 22 exons. Gene Ontology annotation, molecular function: GTP binding; GTPase activity; calcium ion binding. Lineage: Eukaryota; Metazoa; Chordata; Mammalia; Eulipotyphla; Soricidae. The record is from RefSeq and is a predicted model, not a curated record. Gene Ontology annotation, biological process: small GTPase-mediated signal transduction; mitochondrion transport along microtubule; mitochondrion organization. Bases 237 to 2378 code for a protein of 713 amino acids.